AUGCCUGGAAAGCUUCAGCAUAGAAAAAUGUGUCAUUACACCUGAACCAUUCUAGGACAGUCUGCUUCACUUUAAAGAUUCAUGUCUUGUGCAAUUUCAUGACAGGUUAUGCAUUGAUUAUCCAAAAAUGUAUCACAGGAAUGACUGCUGUGGGCUUUGAACCACCAUGGUGGGGAUUGUCAUUGAUGGAUGUACGGCCAUCUUUGAAACAUUUACACCAUUCAAACGUCUUACUGCGGCUGAGCGUCUCAUCACCGUACUGUGCUUGAGUCUUCUGUAGAUAUCCAUUGGUUUUACACUUUUGUUCACAAGAAACGUCAUCACCACACGCUGUUCCAUGCACGCACUAACACU
Messenger RNA from Staurois parvus, 354 nucleotides. Lineage: Eukaryota; Metazoa; Chordata; Amphibia; Anura; Ranidae. The record is from the annotation of a GenBank genome assembly.